AUGCGGUCGCCGGAGCUGACGCCGGAGAUGCGCCGCGACCUGCAGGUGAUCCGCAUGCGUGCGUACCUCGACCCGAAGCUGCACUACGGCCGGGAGAGCCGCAAGCUGCCGAAGCACUUCCAGAUGGGCACGGUCAUCGGCGGAGCCACGGGCUACUACCGGCGCCUGACCCGGCGUCAGCGGGCCACCAGCCUGGUGGACAGUGUCCUGGGCGACACCCGGACCGCCAGCUAUCUGAGGUCGCGCUUCACCCAGGCCCAGCAGCACAAGUCCCAGCAAGCGCGCAGCGCCAAGCACCAGCUGACCAACGCCGGGAAACGCCAGCAGCACAAGCGCUUCAAGCAGGGAAAGCAGUGA
Messenger RNA from Fonticula alba, 357 nucleotides. RefSeq lists its product as hypothetical. Gene Ontology annotation, molecular function: RNA binding. The coding region runs from base 1 to 357 and encodes 118 amino acids. The transcript has a single exon. Gene Ontology annotation, cellular component: nucleolus. Gene Ontology annotation, biological process: RNA processing. Lineage: Eukaryota; Rotosphaerida; Fonticulaceae. The record is from RefSeq and is a predicted model, not a curated record.